This is a messenger RNA of Arabidopsis arenosa, 1097 nucleotides long. The record is from the annotation of a GenBank genome assembly. NCBI's taxonomy places the organism in Eukaryota, Viridiplantae, Streptophyta, Magnoliopsida, Brassicales, Brassicaceae.
GAAACUAAACCAAAUUUGAUGAAUCAUCAUCAUUUCCAAGCAGCGGAAAACUCAUACUUCACUCGUAAUCAUCAUCAUCAAGAGAUCAAUAUGGUCGAUGAACAUGAUCCUAUGGACUUGGAUCAAAACAACAUGAUGAUGAUGAGGAUGAUCCCUUUUGAUUACCCUCCUACAGAGACUUUCAAACCUAUGAACUUCGUGAUGCCAGAUGAAAUUUCAUGUGUUUCUGCUGAUAAUGAUUGUUAUAGAGCUACGAGUUUCAACAAGACCAAACCAUUUCUUACACGAAAGUUGUCUUCUUCUUCUUCAUCAUCAUCAUGGAAAGAAAAUAAAAAGUCAACCUUAGUCAAAGGACAAUGGACUGCUGAAGAAGACAGGGUACUGAUUCAACUUGUGGAGAAGUAUGGAUUGCGAAAAUGGUCGCAUAUCGCUCAAGUGUUACCGGGAAGGAUCGGGAAACAAUGUAGAGAGAGGUGGCAUAACCAUUUGAGACCUGACAUUAAGAAAGAAACAUGGAGUGAAGAAGAAGACAGAGUGUUGAUAGAAUUUCACAAAGAGAUUGGAAACAAAUGGGCAGAGAUUGCUAAAAGACUCCCUGGAAGAACAGAGAACUCAAUCAAGAACCAUUGGAACGCGACAAAACGAAGACAGUUUUCUAAGAGAAAGUGUAGAUCUAAGUAUCCAAGACCUUCUCUAUUGCAGGAUUACAUCAAGAGCUUGAAUAUGGGAGUUUUGUCGGCUUCAUCUGUCCCUGCAAGAGGUAGACGUAGAGAGAGUAACAAGAAGAAGGAUGUUGUUGUUGCCGCGGUUGAGGAGAAGAAGAAGGAAGAAGAGAUUUAUGGACAAGACAGGAUUGUGCCUGAAUGUGUGUUUACUGAUGACUUUGGUUUCAAUGAGAAGUUGCUUGAGGAAGGAUGUAGCAUUGACUCUUUGCUUGAUGACAUUCCUCAGCCUGACAUUGAUGCUUUUGUUCAUGGAAUCUGAUUUGUACUUUUUUUUGCUUGUUUCAGUUUUGUUGUUUUUUGUUUGUCUUUUUAUACGAGACAGAUUCCACCAAACUUCAAUAAUUUGAAAAGAUAUAAAAUAUUAUGCUUUUU